UAGGUCUUUGUUCCUCCGCUUCCACUCUCUCUCUCUAGCUUUCUCUCUCAUCAGACAUUUUUAUGGUAUUCCACAUUUAUCCUCACCACACCACAAAUCUGAAUUUCGUUUUCCCCCAUAACAACCAACCUCCAUUGUCGAUCCCAACUUCUCUUGCCGCCCUUUAAUCUCCGGCGAUCCGUUUUCCUCUGUUCCGACCGCCGGCCGCCGCGUCACUCCGGUUUGUUUUUCUCCGCCGUCGGUCGCUCCGUAGCUAGGGUUUUGAAAUUAGGGUUUCAUUUUCAGAUUCGACCGCUAAGCAUCCCUCCGCGUUCGAAUUAGGGUUUCCUAUUUUGGAUUUGGCGGCUCAAUUCCCGUUUGAAUAUUUCAAAUUCGGGCGUUUGAUUUUGAAAUUUGGGAUUCGAGGUUGAGCGCUUCUCAGUGAUGCCUAGGAGUUCGAGGCACAAGUCUAGCAAGCAUAGUUCGAAGGAGGCAAAGGAGUACUCGGAUUCGGAGAAGGAUUCGGGCGUGAAGGAUCGGAAGGGGAAAGAGGAGAGUAGCGGGGUUAGGGUUUCGAAGGAUUCGAACUCGAGUGAGAAGCAGAAGAUUGAUUCGAAGGAUGGGAAGGACCUGUAUGGCGGUUCGGGAAAUGGGGAUAAUUCGGAGGACUACAGUUCGUCGAAGCGGCGCAAGGAGAGGAUGGAUGACAGAGCGAGCGAUAGGUGGAAUGGCGGCGACGAUGAUCACCGAGGCGGCGGCGAGGGUUCAAAGAAGUCAUUGAAGGCCUCAGGGGAUUCGAAGAGUAAGAGGAGGGAUGAAAGUAUGGGAAUGUAUGAAGAGGCCGAGGUGGUGAAGAAGAGUAGUAGCAGUGGGAAGGGUGAGGGGAGGCAUAGGGAUAGGGAUUCUAGUCGGAAGGAGGGUAGGGAUGGUGGGGUGGAGAGAGACAGAGAUAAAGAGAAGGACAGGGAAAGGAAAAGUAAGGAGGGGCGAAGCGAGAGAUUGGUUGUUGGUGAUGAACAUCGUUCGGUGGGGAAGCAAGUCGUCGAAAAUUCUGAUCUGAAUGCUCAGUGUGAAUCUGGAAGUCCUGAACCAGAUAACCAACUUGAAAGACGAAUGAGGAAAAGAAGAGAUAGCUCUAUUGAUGUGGACAAACAUCAAGUUGAUAUGGGAGACAUCAAUGAUAGAAGAUUAUCUUCGAGGGAUGAUACUGGCAAGGAUGGAAGACAAAAAGAUGAGAAACGCAAAGAGGACAGGUACAAAGAGAAGCAUCGAGAAGAUGUUGACAGAGACAAUAAGCAUCGGGAUGACAGACAAAGAGAUGAGCGCUCCACAAAGGAUCAGUUUAGCAGCAGGUCUGAAGAUAAGCAUGUAAAAGAUGAAAAAGACACUCCAGAAAUGCAAAAUAAGAAAUCUAAAUUUCAUGAUGGUGAGCGCAAAGGAGAGAGUGAUCGGGAUAGGGAUCGCCAUCGGGACUUAAACCCUGUGAGGGAUCGCGAUCGUGACCGCUAUCAUGAUCGUGAGCGUGAGCAUGAACGUGAGCGCGGUCGUGAUCGUGAUCGUGAUUAUGAUCGUGACCAUGAUUGGGAUUGGGAUGGUGAUCGUGAUCGUGAUCGAGAGCGCAAUCGUGAGCGAGAUCGUGACCGUGAGAGAGAACGUGAUCGAGAUAGAGACCGUGAUCGAGAUAGAGACCGUGACCGAGAUCGAGACUAUGAUCAAGAUCAUGAUUUUGAUCGGGAUUAUGGUAGCUCUCAUCAUGAUGACCGGACUUCCAGAUACAAAGAUAGCAAGGCAAAGAGAAAAUCUCCUGAUGAUCGUGAUGAUUUUAGUGAUAUUCCAUCUAGAGGUUCCAAAGCUCGUCAUUCUGAUAUGGAAAAGAAGUCUAUAAGUGGCGAUCGAAGUGAGUCAGAUGCUAAUAAGGGAAGAUCUCAUUCUCGGCAAACUCAUGUAGAUGCUAUUGGGAGCAGUGACAAACAGAGGAAUUCCCCAAGUUCUAGUCCGCAUGUAGGCUUAGAUGAGUUCAGGUAUCUAAAUCCAGAAGAUUUGAAGUACAGAGAUUCUACAGCAGAACAAAGGUCCAAAGCAGUUCCUUCAAAAGAUGCGUCUGGUUUUUCUGGAGCAUUGGAAAGAGGUUCCAAAUACAGAUCUGUGGAGAAACCCCCUAAAAUUGAUGACACUAUGUUAGGAGAGCUGUCAAAUGAAAAGUCUUCUAGUUCUAAAGCUUCGCCCUUGGGCUUGAUGGAGAGAUCUCCUUCAUCUUCAAGUAUUGACCGCAGGUACAUGAAUAGGCCUGGUGCUAGGCGAAGCCUUGACAUCGAAGAAACGGGGCGUAGAAGCAGUGAUUAUCGAGAUUUUGGUAUUUCUGAUGAUAGACUGAGUCGUGACUUGCCAUCAGAGAAACCUUUGGUGGACGAAUCCUCUCCAGUCGAUUCAUCCUUUUACAAUAGAAAUAAUCAGGCUAACUCAUCUUUGAUUCCUCCACACCCUGUGUUCAGGGCUGGAAUUGAUAGCCCUUCUUUUACGGGUCCAAUGGAAGAUGAUAGUAGGGUUAAUUCCGGUUCACGUUACCGGAGGAAUGGUGACCCCAAUAUAGGAAGAGGGCAUAAUAAUGCUUGGAGAGGUGUUCCAAACUGGACUUCACCACUACCAAAUGGCUUCAUUCCUUUCCAACACGGGCCACCUGGAGCUUUUCAAGGGAUAAUGCCGCAGUUUCCAGGUCCACUUUUUGGUGUUAGACCUUCCAUGGAGAUCAAUCACACUGGCCUGCCUUAUCACAUCACCGAUACUGACAGAUUUUCCAGUCACUUGCGUCCUCUUGGCUGGCAGAAUAUGAUGGAUGGCACAGGGCCAUCUCAUUUGCAUGGCUGGGAUGGAAGUAAUGGUGUCUUUAGGGACGAGCCUCACUUGUUUGGGGCAGCUGAGUGGGACCAGAACAGGCAUCCAAUGAACAGUCGAGGAAGGGAAUCCAGUGUUGACACGUGGAAAGGACAAAAUGGAGAUGCAAAAAGGGAUUUGCUUUCUCCAUCCCACAAAGAUGAUUAUCCCGUGCAGGCCACAGUAGAUGAUGCUUUGGCUGUUCAGGUUGGUCAGGUGUCUAAUCAUGAAGAUAAUCGCGAACAUGGCAUUCAGGGCAAAUUAUCUGAAACAAGGUCUGGUGUAACUUCUUCUGCAGAAGAGUCUCCACCUAAAGUUAUCCAUGAGAAGAAACUUGAACCGUCUAAAUCUUCAAAGGAUGAUAUUUCCUCUUUAAGCCGCUAUUAUCUUUCUAAGCUUGACAUUUCUGCGGAACUUGUACGUCCAGAGUUGUAUAACCAGUGUAGGAGCUUUCUAGACAUUGAUAAAAGUGAAACUAUUGAUGAAGAGACCACUAGGCCUAUAAUGUCAAAGGACCAUUUAAGAGCUGGAGCCAAAUCAUUCAGAACAUCGUGGAUUUCCUCACAUUUACCUGCCAUAAAGGAUUCUGUAUUUCAGAGGGCUAUGGAUCUGUACAAGAAAGGCCGCCUGGAAGCAGGAGGAAGACCAUUUUUGUCGAAGAGAACACUGGAUAUUGUAUCAAAGUCCAAACAAGAAAAUGUGGAAGAACAGGUCCACCAUGAUGCGGGAAAAGUCGAGGACCCAGUUCCAACUUCAUAUACGGAAAUGGUGGAUGCACCAAAUUCGAAUUUGGACGUGGAGAAUGUUGAAGCUAUUUCCUCAGUCGCUGCUGAGGACAAAAUGGUGGUUGUUUUGACGCCCAGUCACGAGGUGCAGAAUCACAAUUCUCCUCGUUCUCCAAGGUUGGAGAUACCGGUUAAAGAUGAUUUUCAGGACAACCUAGGGGAGACGCACACUACUUUUGAUGGAGUGAAAACGGAAGUGAUAUCUUCCGAGCUAGUGAAAUUAGAGGAUGCAAAUGCUGAUGGCUCUGCAUCACUCGAUAAUGCAUCACUUCCCGUGGCAUCUCUAUCAACCAAUGGUGAUAAUUUAAACGAAAUUAGCAAGGCCAAUGGUGGCUGUGCUGUUUACCAGGCUGAGGAAAGUCCGGCUUUUGGUGAUGCUAUGAGUGGUCCUGUGUUAGUUCCAGAUGGUUCUCCCAAGGAUUGUGAGGCUGUGAUGUCUGGGUCAAAUGAGUCUGAGUCGGUAAAUUUAAGUCGGAUACAUCAUUCUCCUGAAAGUACACAUUGAGACAAUUUCUAUAUCCCGUUCUUUUUAUUGCUUUUGGUAAGUUAGUUCUUUUGCGGUUCCAUUUCUUGUUGCUUUUUCGUUUUAUCAAGGAAAUAAAACUAAAAUAUGCCUUUUCUUCUUCUUCCAAA
This is a messenger RNA of Morus notabilis, 4268 nucleotides long. RefSeq lists its product as uncharacterized. The record is from RefSeq and is a predicted model, not a curated record. The transcript has 5 exons. The coding region runs from base 424 to 4140 and encodes 1238 amino acids. Lineage: Eukaryota; Viridiplantae; Streptophyta; Magnoliopsida; Rosales; Moraceae.